AUACGCUUCGUGACGCUGAAUCUGUGUUCAUUUAUACUAGUUGUGUUUACUGGAUAGUUGCUAAAUCGCUGAAAUGGCAAGAACAAAACAAACGGCUCGUAAAUCGACUGGUGGCAAAGCUCCCCGAAAGCAGCUUGCUACCAAAGCGGCCCGCAAGAGCGCUCCCGCCACCGGUGGAGUGAAGAAGCCACAUCGUUAUAGGCCUGGUACAGUAGCUCUGCGAGAGAUUCGUCGCUACCAGAAAUCCACCGAAUUGCUUAUCCGCAAAUUGCCUUUCCAGCGUUUGGUAAGAGAAAUCGCUCAAGAUUUUAAGACCGAUCUUCGUUUCCAGAGCUCUGCUGUCAUGGCUCUGCAGGAGGCUAGUGAGGCUUAUUUGGUUGGUUUGUUCGAAGACACCAACCUUUGUGCUAUCCACGCCAAGCGAGUGACCAUCAUGCCCAAAGACAUCCAGCUGGCUCGUCGUAUUCGUGGGGAACGCGCCUAAGGACACCGACUCGAAACUCCCCGUAUUAAAAAAA
Erpetoichthys calabaricus (reedfish) is the source of this 518-nucleotide messenger RNA. Its product is annotated as histone H3. Bases 74 to 484 code for a protein of 136 amino acids. Gene Ontology annotation, cellular component: nucleosome. The record is from RefSeq and is a predicted model, not a curated record. Lineage: Eukaryota; Metazoa; Chordata; Cladistia; Polypteriformes; Polypteridae. Gene Ontology annotation, molecular function: DNA binding; protein heterodimerization activity; structural constituent of chromatin. The transcript has a single exon.